Messenger RNA from Anguilla anguilla (European eel), 5093 nucleotides. It is a transcript of the gene misp, whose product is annotated as mitotic spindle positioning. The coding region runs from base 366 to 3104 and encodes 912 amino acids. The record is from RefSeq and is a predicted model, not a curated record. The transcript is spliced from 5 exons. Lineage: Eukaryota; Metazoa; Chordata; Actinopteri; Anguilliformes; Anguillidae.
ACAAGCUCUUAGAGGGCACCUGGACACUGCCGCCAUCAGCGGGGGGGACACUACGGACUGACUUUUGUGCGUUUAACCCUACCUUAUAUGUUUAUUUUCAGUGCAGUCUCUCAGAUCAAUGUUCCCAUCUCUCACUGCUCUACUCAGUACUCUAUCUAUUACCCAGGUCGAAAAAUGAUUUCUGUUUUUUAUCAGUGGCCGCUAAUACCUUUGCGUACGAGCGGUCUUUUCCGCCAGUCAUUUGUAAGAAACAGUCAGACCUUACAUCGGACAACCUACAUUGUGCAUUGCCAUUGACCCAGGAAGAUGAUCGAGUUCUGAUCCAUUCUGACCAAACAAUUGCACAAGCUCCUUUGUCUGCACCAAUGGAGAGCACACCCAAGAAGUGGGUAAUGCAGCCCUUUUCUCCCAAAUUGGAGAUGAAAGACCUUAGGACACUACUGAGCCCCAGUACAAAGCAGACUGACUCAGAGACCUUGGAAGCAAGUGAUUUCAGCUAUGACAGCAUCACCGUAAUGCAUUCCCAGCCCUCCGUAACAGUGACGUCUAAUGAGGGGGACAGUCCGCGAGAUGUGGUGGUGCAGGCCAGACAGGUCUCAGUCUCUGAUGAAAGCAGUGUCAGUGGGGACUGGCAUCCCAGCAGCCCCAGCUGUCCCAGCAGCCCCAGCAGUUCAGGAUCCCACUGUGGCUUCUACUCCUUUGAGGAAAGGAGUCAUGAGGUGGAGAAGACUGAGGCUUGGAUGUCAUCCCCAGAUAGAGAGGCCAAGCUAGCAGUUCUGAAAGAGGAAAAUGGCUUCAAACUGCGGGCGUAUGUGGAGGAGAGGAAGCCGGAGAAGUUAUUUGAGGAGGUUAACGGCGAUUCCCGCUACAGGGUUGAGGAUAUAGAGGACACAGAGGAGCAGGGAGAGAUUAAAGAGAGAAUGGAGAUCAUCCGCAGCCAGGCCCCCAAGAUCAAACCUGCCUUUAAAGAGCAGUGGAGUGUACUGGAGAGCUUGGGCCUCAGUUACUCCCCUCAAAGGCUGCUGGAGGGCUUGAGCCUGAGCUUCAGCCCAGUCACAGUGGAGGUGCAGCAGACUGGGGUGGAGCCAGGCACCGUAGACACUGAGCAGAUCAGCUUCAGCACAGCACGACAGCAGUUUGUGAUGAUGGAACAAUCCAAGCGCAACCCCUUCCUGCAAAGUCCCCAGCAGAUCCUGCAAUUUCCUGAACACCAGGAAAAGCCUUCACCACCAGAGGUUAUGGUCACAUCAGGGAAUGCUUAUAAGGAUGGUCUCCCGGAGGAACAGUUGAGCCUAAGCCCAAAGUCUAACCCAGACAACAACCCAGUGUUCACCAGCGAAAUGGUGACUGUGUCUGUCCUUGAAGAGAGAGGCAUCAAGAUGCAGAGCAGCGUUGAUGACCUAGACUCUGGAUUGGAGGAUCUGUCACUAGACCCAAAUGGUGGGUAUGCUUAUGAUGGCAGUGUCUCUAAUGAAGUUUUGAGAGUUGAAAGUGCAGAUGUGCCCUCGUCCGCAAGUAAGGGAGAGACACCCAUUGAGCGAGAGAUUCGCAUCGCCCAAGAAAGGGAGGAGAGCCUCCGGCGUGAACGAGGAAUCAAGCGAACUGAUGUAAAGGAGAUGGUGGAGAUUAAGACUAAGCCUUUGCUCUCUCAGGCAAGCCCGACCCUGACACCCAUAAAAGCUAGGGAAAAAAACCGGGUGAGCUUCCUGAUACAACGAGAGAUUGAGCAAGACAGUCGAAGAGAAGAGGAUCUUCAACACCAAGGGAAGGUCCCAGGUUUAUAUGACCGUGGAACAGCCCAGGAGCUUGGGGAGAGAAAGAGAGUCUUUGAGCUACAAGAGGACCAGAUUCCAGUCACACCAACUAAGACGAGCCACACUAGGAACUUAGUGGAUGCCAAACAGGUCAGGCCAGGUGUUGAAGAGGAUAGAAAGUCUCCAGAGCCCUUUAUGUCAGUUGUGAGGACCAAGAGCCCAGAGACUGACAUACUUUCCCCUUGUUGUCCUCACCGACACCCUGAUGAAGCUGCUCUGUGGUUCACUAGUCCUGAAUAUUCAUUGCAAAGUCCUGCCAGCCGGAAGAGGGGUCAUAGCACAACACAAGCCUUACCCCAGUCUAUCCCUGCAGACACAGUCGGUGAGAGAUACACCUCUUCCAAGAGCACCUUAUUUAAUUAUUCACCAUUGAUCAAGGAAAACAAAGGAUCGGCCUCAGCAAAAGGUCUUUCCUCUUUCACAGACACCUCAUCUCCCUCCUGUGACACACACAGUACAUCGCCAUUGCAGGGACUGGCCAUUGUCGAUAAGCCCACCCUACCCUGGCAUGGUCUCUCUGAGCAGUUCAACAUGAGGCCCCGGAGGGUGGAUACUCCAGAUGCCAUCCGAAAAGAGAUUGAGUGGGACUUGAAGCGAGAGGAGGAGCAUCGAAAGCUGCGUGAAUCAGGAGGCCUUUCCCUGUCCUUGAACGGUGGCCUUGACAGCUUGGAGACAGCUUCCACUACAAUGGACUCAAGUCCCUUGCAACAUGGCGAUGAAGGCGGAACAUCUCGGCAGUGCUCGAAGGAAGAGGACGUGAGACAGGAAAAGCCUCUCCCCACUGUGCUCCCUGAGGAAUGGGUAGCCAAAAGUGGUUCCAGUCUGUCUUCCCCCUGGAGCACAGACACUGUUGACAGCAAAGAGAGUAAAUUAACCAGCCCUAUUCUCACUUCAGACAAAAUUCAAAUAAAGGGCUUUGCUUCUCUCCCGUCCUCCCCCUCUGUGCACCUGACUACGCGUUUGCCCUCCGUGUCUAUAAUGACACCCCAGCCUUGGGGUGGCCACCGACAGGGCCCCCCAGCUCUUCCCAGAGUGCCGCCCCUAACACCACAGAGUGCAGGGGUGGAGGUCGGGGGCAUUGGCACACAGAAGGGCCUUACAGAGACCCUGCUGGAGGACUUUGAGGAAAGACGGAUCAAGCUAAAGCUGGAGGAGAGCUCCUAUGCUGGGAUCCAGCCAACUGAUGAUGUGAAUAAUGAGGUCCUGGAAGCCACACGAGUCACCAGGCACAAAAACACGAGGGCUCUCCGCUGGGAAGCGGGAAUGUACACCAACGAGGACAUCAACUGAGUCCACCAACCGCUGGCAGUUACUGGGAGAGAGUGAGGAGAAAGAAGGAGAGGAAGGUACCUUGCUUGUCUUCAACGGCCUGCUCUCAAUAUACAAGAAGAUUUUCUUCCCUACUCAUCCCAGGAGUCAAACCAAACAUCAUCCUCCAUAUCUUUCUGGUCUGGCUGGACUAAUAGGCCGGCUUUCCCAUGAGACCAACCCCGUCCAAAGAUGCUCAACUCAGCUGAAAAUCCAUCUGAUUAUGGUGGAUAAUUAUCACUUGAGUUGUCAUGCAAAGCCCCAAAGUCAGCAGUCCCCCCGUUUCUCCCGAUUUCUGUGCUGGCCAAUGAAUUCACUCUCCUGAGUAUCCUUGACUCUAUCUGCACAUGACUGGGGGGCACUUUCUUUUUCCAAGGAGAAAUGGGAGAGUAAGCAGAGAAGGAGUGAGAGAGUGAGGGUGGAAAAAUGGAUGACCAUUGAAGCAGAAAAAAGCAUAAAUAACUGUCCACUGGAAAAUUCAUAAUGAAUGUUGAACAUCCUAUAAUCAAAGAAGAGUACAGUGUCUGCUUAGAAUGCAUUGGAUUUUCUGAUGGGUAUAGUGUCUAAAGUGCAGUGAUACAAAAAGCAAACAAACAAAAAAACAUAUCAGCAUAUAUCAGUUUUUUUAAUUUUUUUAUUUGCUCAGUUUGUGUCAUCACAAUACAUUUCCUGUAUUACUGGAAGAGAAACUGCCUCCAGAGCUAUUUAUAGCACGAGCAUUAGAAAACAUUGUAAAGUCACCCCUUAUUUCUAAAUGAAUUAAAUUAAUUACGUUAAAUUAAUUCCACAAGAUGCUGGAAGUAUGUUCCCAGUAUGUAACAUAAUGCAUUCUCUUCUUGUCUUCACAAUAGACUUGAAUAGGAAUAGCUAGCAAAGUGCUAAGAUGUCUGCCUUUUAACUACAUACUAGAGACAAUUUUCCCAUAAAUUGACACGAUUUGCACUGUGUUUCGUUUGGCCUCAAUAAAUGGGACAGGUCUAUUCAAAACACUGGCCAGAGAAUAUAUCUGCAAUUGUGCUUGGCCAGUACACAAUAAGUAUAUAUAAUUGUGAUGAAGUACAUUAGUCCUUCCAUGCAUGUACUUGGGUUAUGAAACAAGUCCUUUUUUUAAACAUGGUAUGGAAAUAGUUUUUAAAAGUUUUAUUUGACUGUCAGAUCAGUCUUUCUUACUUUAGGAUGACAAUAAAUAUCGCUUUUGUAUUGGUCUGUAAACAUGACUUUAAUAGAUUGAAAGCUGAACGCCUUCAGUAAAGAUAAAUUAAUUUAUACAAUAAUAUAUAGUUCAUGUAAAAUGUCUUCUGCUGCUUGUAAUACUUUUAAUAAUCAAAUAAGCAGUAUUAUGAUAGUGAAUCUAGGAAAUUCAUAUUUGAGUACAACUAGGAAAAACAUGAAAUGAAUAUACAUAUUACCUAAGGGGGUCAUGUAGUGGAGGCAACUAAAGAAAGUUUAAUUAGGUGCUGAUUGUCAUCAUUUCAGAGGCAUGGUUCAUUGUGUGUAUAGCUCAUAAUUCUAAAAAAAGAAAUACCAACCCAAAGAAGUUUUAACAAACCAUAUAACACAUAACCAUAUAAUUCCCAUUCUAUAGCUAAUAAUUCAGCAAGGUGGUGAUAUUAAAUGCAUAGGAAAUUGACAUUUUUUUCUAAUGAGGAUCAGAUGCAUUUCUGAUCACCCACAACCACCAGCAAAGGGAACCAUUCUGGCUGGAUUUCAUGAGUGGCCUUUGUUCUUGUUUUGAUCAUGCUCAGCAUUAAAAUCAGCUAUUGUCUGGAGAAAACCAUGCAUGGCAUAAUUCAAAGCUCUAUUAUGCUAUACUAAGUUUCACAAGGUACAUUAUGGAGUGUAUAAGUUAAGAUUAAUAUUUGUGUCUUGUAAGUUGAGUUUUGUAUAAUAAAUAUGUAUCUGAUUAUAUAAAGCUAAUUGCAAUUCUGAAUUGUGAUUGAAAAAUAAUAAUAAAUUCAUCAGACUCCUUGA